Molecule: messenger RNA, 4713 nt
Organism: Homalodisca vitripennis (glassy-winged sharpshooter)
Lineage: Eukaryota; Metazoa; Arthropoda; Insecta; Hemiptera; Cicadellidae
Exons: 6
Coding region: 350-1279 (309 amino acids)
Source: RefSeq, a predicted model, not a curated record
UUGAGUUAUCACUCCAGCCGAUUGGUAACACAAAAACAAAGGUGGUCUGGGUUAGCGUAGGUUAGGCUGUCUUUUCGAUAUAUGGGAGCGUAUUAUGAAUUAAAGUCAGUAAACAAGUUCGUGUUGAAAAUUUACCAGUAAAAUUUAUAAAGUUUAAUAUAAUUUAUUUUGAUUACUACUUAAUAAUAAAAUGUGAAGAAAUAAAGCAUUGCAUCUGAUACUUGAAGCUAUGAUAAAAUAUGAAAGAUUCAUAAUUAAUUAUCUUAAUCAUUCUAACUUCAACUUAAAAAUCAGAUUUGUACAAUAGAUACUAGGCCUAAUCAGUCAAGUAAAUUAGGCGUAUACUACUAUGUCUCAUUCCAGGAUAUGUAGGUCAAGACCUUUGUUAAAAGGAUUUAAAGUUUGGAUGUUUAUUACCAUUUGUUGCAUGUUAUUAAUUGCUGUGGCUUUUUUAACAUCUGAUGUUGGAACUACAGUAUUUAAUUUCCAAUCAAGAUUACCUCCUAUACCCAAUGUUGUGAAGUGGUAUAAUUAUAGUGCAGGUGAUCCUUUCAGUGGAGAAAAAUUAGCUAUGGAUGAUCCUAAAGUGGUGAAGAAACUAAUGAGCAAUUUUCUUUUGCCUCCACCUAAAUUGGGACCGAAAUAUACAUACUACCUAUCUAAUCCUCGAACUAAAGACACAUCAAUGGGACAGUCUGAAAAAAUAAGAAACAUCCUUCAUAACAGAAAAGACGGGUUUUUUAUAGAGUGUGGUGCUUUAGAUGGAGAGACACGGUCCAACACGCUUUACAUGGAACGAUUCCUGAAUUGGUCAGGACUGCUUAUUGAAGCUGAUCCAUUAAAUUUUGCUCAGAUGCUUCGAAAGAAUCGGCAUGCUUGGCUGUCUCCCACAUGCCUUAGCAAAACUCCAUAUCCUCAGAUCGUAUCCUUCAAACAAGAUUUCAACAUCGGUAGAAUCUCAGAUAAUGAAAUAGGACAACAGCGCUCCGGGUAUGUUGAUGUCCAGUGUUUUCCCAUCUAUUCAUACCUGUUGGCCCUCAACAUUACGCAUGUAGACUACUUCAGUCUGGAUGUUGAGGGAGACGAGUUGGAUGUUCUCAAGACAUUGCCUUUUGAUAAAGUGGACAUUGAGACUCUGUCAGUAGAGUUUGCUCAUGUGCCAGAUGGGAAGGAAGCUUUAAAAGAAUUCAUGACAUCCAAGGGCUAUUCGGCCGUAGCGGAGGUGACACACCCUGACUGGCUGGCCAAUGACUUCAUUUUCGUAAAGAACAAAAACUAGUAUUAUAUGUGAUAUAGUCUAGGACAUGAACAGAUCUGGUGCUAAAGUUUAAUUGUUACUGUUUUGCCUCUGCUUAACAUAAAGUUUGUACAUUUUGUGAAAAAUAUUUUUAUAUCUAUUAUAAUAUAGGUAGUUAUUUGUAUUUAACUUGUAGCCUUUAAAAGGGAUUCUGUACACCACUAAGAUAGAAGCAAGGCGUGAGGGAGAUUACUGAUGACUUACUAACACUCCUCUAUAGUAGAAUUACAACUGUUAGUAUUUAAAUUGUUAAUUAUUAGCCUGUAAAAUGGUAGUAAACAAUAUUAAGUUAUUACUUUAUUUAUUUGAAUAUUUAGCAAUUGAAUUUUGUUGUUACAUUCUAAGAUGACGAAACUCAUUUUAAUUAAAUUAUUUAUUUUCUUCCUGAAUGAACACUGAAUGUUAUUAAACAAUCUACAAUCAGCUGUGAGGAGUUACAAAAUGAUCUCUAGGAGAUUAGUCAAAACAUACAGAUGCAACCUGUUAUUGGUCUUUGUUAUUUUAUCAGAUAAUAGUUAAUUUGACAUCUAUUAUAUGUGAUAUUUUAUGAAAUAUACAUUCUUUCUCUACAUUAAAUGUGUGAUUUGGAGCUAUGUCUGGUUGUCAUGUUAUGAAGGUAUAUUAUCUCGAGGGAUAUACAAUCAUUAAUAAUCGAUUAUUCCAGAGUAAUUAAGAGGAUGGUGAACUCUGUUGGUCGUACAAACCAUUCCUGAAAACCAAUAAACUAAAUAUUAAAAGGAUAACAUUUGUGGAUAAUUGUUACUUGAUUAACCCUUUGAGUGCGGGAGCAUCGCUAUUUGCGAUCCUGUGUUAUAUGCAAGAAAUACCAGAAUCGCUAUUUGCGACUUCUGCAGUAACGCUUAUAUUUUAUAUAGUAUUUAUCUAAAUUGGCUCAAUGACUAUACAUACGCAUUCUAAAAGCUUCAACGUAACUUUUGAUGAAGGUUUUGUCGAAUUUUGGGUAGAUUCUGAUUUUUACGGCAGUUGUAAAGAGAGCGCGUCCUUGUCGAGUUUAGAAUCGACAGCAACACAGACGAGCCGUCACAUGUUUUGAUUCCCACUUCUCCUACUACGUAUACUUCUUGUGACACCUUUUAAACUAGCAAUUUGUACAAAAAUUGAUAUAAGUACCCCAACAAACCUGCAACCAGUUGAUCCGCAUAACUUUUGAUCCCCAACACAGUUCAUCCCUCUCCGGAUAAUGGGGGUUUGACUUAAAUAGAAAUAAAUAAAUGUAAAAAAAUCAUUAUAAUGUUUACAAAUCCAAAAGUGCAAAGCAGUAAAAGUUCAAAACUUUUGGUCUCAGCAUUUUUGUAGAUAAAUUAACUUAUUUCACUAGAGUUACAAAUCAAUGCUAUAACACAAUAUUAGACUGUUAUCAGUAAUCUCCAUUACAUCAUCUUUAAAGCACCGUGUGUGGCGCACUCUGAAGGAACAGUCUUGUAUAAAGAGAGGGUUUUGAUUCUACUAGUUGUAAGUGUGCAAUGUUUUUAAAUGGGCAGUAUAAUGGUGAGGGUCGGCAAUCUCAAAUGCUCUCAAAACUGAUCUUUUAGUAUUCCUCAGAAAGUGUUAAGAGGAAAUAAGUGUUGAAAAUUUCAAGAGUAUUAGGGACUGUAUCCUUAACCCUUAAAGCGCUGUAACUGUAUAUGUCUGUCUAAGUGUUGUUAGGACAGAAAUUACUUUUGCCCAAGUUUUUUAAUGGUAGUUCUAAAUUAAGUACACUAAUGUGAGCAGGGGGUAUGUCUUGGUAGUCUAGAAAUGUGCUGCAUAUCAGGUGACAACCUGUAGGUAUUAGUUGGCAAUACCUUUUGGUACCUGAUAUUUGGUACAAAAACUUUGUUUAUUUUGAUAAACUCUGUAAGUCACCUUUGAAGUAGAUGCAAAACACUUGUCAAGUCUGUUUUCCUACUGUUUGAAGCAUUCAGUUUUCUUGAAGUCUUCAGUAUUGAAAUUGUCAGUGACCUUUGCAAAGCUAUUUUAACCAUCUCCUCAAUCAAAACGUCCCCUUUUAGUGUCUAUUAAUUUUUAUAAACAUAAAAAUAUUCCAUGGGACUAGGUCUAGUAAAUACAGAGGACCGAAAAAAAUGACAAACCAUCCCCUUAGGCCAAAAAUUAUGAAUUACUGGUAGGGGGAUGUUUUUAUAAUGAAGGAAUCAGUCACUUGCUUGUCAAAAAUCCUAGUAUGUACUCAGCACAUCCCCUUUCAGAUGUCAUAAAACUUUCAAAUAAAAGUUCUAGCCAGAGGAAACAAAUCCAGAUUUUCAUUGAUUUUUGUGUGGUUUUUUUCAACACUUUUAUUGUUUCAAGAUGUUGAAAGACAUCCAAAACGAGCAUUGUUUCCAAAACUCAUCUUACCAUGUUUAAAAAGUACAAACCAUAAGAAAACUUGUGUGUGGCUCAUAAAAUUCUCUUUAAAAGCCUGCAGCAACAAUUUGUAGGUUUCUGUUAUUAAUUUUUCAAGUAGAAAACGAAAUUUCAAACUCACUUAUUUGUUUUCUAUUUUCCAUGACGACUUUGCAGGUGGAACAGAAUUUGUAAGAGAAACACAAGACUUUGUUCAAACGUAACCAUUAUACCAUCUGCACAGCUGUUUCGUCAAGGUACUUAACCCACCUGGUAGGCCCUACUACAUCCUCUCUACCACAUCUACAAAAGGCAGUGUGCACACAGUUCGUUUUUUGGCUCCCCUUGUUUUUAAAAACUCUUUUUCAUUUAAAAACUAUUGAGGAAUUAAUUAAAUUUUAAAUAAUAAUCUAAAGUUAGAUUGCCAGCAACUAUUUGGCACUUUAAGGGUUAAGUUUCUUAAUUGGAAGAUGUAAAAGUCUUUUAUUUUAUGCUACCAGUGAAUUAAUUAGUUUCCAGUUUGAUAGAAAAUAGAAUUUAGUCCUUGUGAUAACAUUUUGUUAGCUUAUAAUUUCAUGAUACUAAUUCUUAAGCUUUGAGGUAUAAUGACUCCAGAAAUGGUUCUGAUUUUAGAAGUUAUUUGGGUAAUUCCUUUGUAAGAAUUAUGUACAUUCAAAGAAUUAAUAUUGGUGAAACUUCGAAGUAUGUUAAGCUCUUGAAUAUGUUGUAAAUCUGGAGUUUAAUGUUUUAAUAUUAUUAUUUUCGUAAACUGUUUAUUUUGUUGUCAUAAUAUUACAUUUAUUAUUUAUUUAAAAGAUCCUAAUUUUAACCCCACAGUUAAUUUAUUUUAUGUGUAUAAAAUAAGAGGCCUUUUGUUAUUCAUUGUAAAACUGUUUAAUGAACUCAAGAACCAGAAAUUAGAAGGUGAUUUAGAAGAGUACAAAUAUUAAAUGUUUGACCAUUAUGUCCUAUUCUUGUGAUCACAUUUUAUGUUCUAUAACAAUAGGUGGUAUUGAGAUAUUGUUAUUUGAAUAUUUAUUUUUUACAUAGUGAAAAUAUAUGAGUGAAGUUGA